GGAUUCAAGUCCUGGCUUGUAUCAGCCGGUUAGCACACAUUUGAUAGGGCGUGUAUGAAGUUACAGGGCGGGGUAUGGUGCUGACUGACUGCCCUUUGACUGGAGAAUCUGUGUGUGCAGGCUGCCGAGUGCGCAGCAGACGAGGGGGCGGGUCAGGCUGCAGUAAUAUUUCCCCUCCUGUGCUGUAUUGUCAACCAUAUUGGUGACAGUUUUCAAUGGAGGACUCCAUUGAGGUGAUUCUGCAAGACCACAGGGUCCUUUCUACCAACAGACCCCAUCCCAUCCUGUCGGCCUGCCUAGUUACUCUGCUCACAGGCCUGUAUGGAGUAUGGCACCUGUUUGCUAUGCCUGGCUGUCGCAAAAUCCCGUGGAACCUCAAGGUUCCUUAUCUGCCCUCCAGUAAAGAUCAGACACUGAACAUCAUGAAGCUGCUUGAGGGACGAACAGGUCGCUUAGCAGAUCUGGGAUCCGGAGAUGGAAGAGUGGUGUUUGCGGCCUCUUCUGCUGGUCUCCAGUGCACAGGGUUUGAGAUUAACUCCAUUUUAGUGGCCUAUGCCAGGAGCAAGGUCCGCUGGACAGGAGUGCCCUCCAGCCAGGUGGCCUUUGUUAAAAAAGAUUUCUGGAAGACUGAUUUAUCUACAUACAACAAUGUGACAGCUUUCCUUGCUCCGGGAGUGAUGGAAUUGCUGGGUGAGAAGCUGCUGAAAGAGCUUCCUGAUGAUGCGCGUGUCAUCGCUUGUCGUUUUCCUUUCCCCAACUGGCCCCAACAAUCGUCUGUCGGCUCUGGUCUUGACCAGACUUUUGCUUAUGACAUUAGCAGUGUUCGCUCACACCUGAGAAACGUACCAAACACAGUGGUGCAAUAGGUCACAGCCUCUGGGUUAUUUUGUUUUCCAGCACUGUCAGUCUCAACACCACUAAACCCUCCAGAGACUUUUCGGUUUUCUUAGACCAGAAAUGAACAAAAUAUUUGAUAUUAUAUUGUGAUAUUUAAAGGAAUACCAUACACAACACAUUUUUAGCAGGUAAUCAUAAAAAACUCUGAGGAAAUUGGUGAUAUCUGUCAGUUAUAAGCAAUGAUCAGGAGUGAUGAUUUUGAACAUUGACUGUGACUAAGCAAGAUGUCAGGAUGAUUUUGACAUCACUUAGCCCCUGCAGUGUUUGCCAUAUUGCUAACAGUCUAGUUGCAAAUACCAUCAUGCAUCUAGAAUAUGGCUGUGGCUGUAGCUCUGUUUCUUAGAGCUCUUCCACCUCAGAUAAUUUGACUUCCACAUCAACAAUAAACCUCCUUAGUAGGCCUAGUAUGGUACAGGAGGGAUUGUGAUGUCACUGUGUUUGUAUGUUAUUCAUUAGUUUUGGCCCACUUUGCUUUUGAGGGGUUGUAGUUAGAUUCAUACGUUGUGUUUACUUUUGUAUAUUCAAAACAUGAAUGCAUAUGUCUCCAGCUCAUGGCCAUUCUGAGGUUCGGUCUAUCGUAUUCGUACAGAUGGUCUAAAAUAAUUAUGUGUGCCACCUGACCCUUGAGGCUCAUAUGGACUAUGUAACUGGGUAGAGAAAUAGGCACUUUAGUCUGAGAACCAUGGUCAUAUGUGUAACCCUCUGUUUGUAUGUGUGUUUGUUUGUUAGCAGUAAAACUUAAGAGAUUUCAAUAAAAUUAGCUUAUUACAGAA
This is a messenger RNA of Siniperca chuatsi (mandarin fish), 1670 nucleotides long. RefSeq lists its product as uncharacterized. NCBI's taxonomy places the organism in Eukaryota, Metazoa, Chordata, Actinopteri, Centrarchiformes, Sinipercidae. Gene Ontology annotation, cellular component: mitochondrion. The transcript is spliced from 6 exons. Gene Ontology annotation, biological process: peptidyl-lysine trimethylation; positive regulation of proton-transporting ATP synthase activity, rotational mechanism; regulation of mitochondrial ATP synthesis coupled proton transport. The record is from RefSeq and is a predicted model, not a curated record. Gene Ontology annotation, molecular function: protein-lysine N-methyltransferase activity. The coding region runs from base 216 to 866 and encodes 216 amino acids.